This is a messenger RNA of Talaromyces proteolyticus, 522 nucleotides long. RefSeq lists its product as uncharacterized. Bases 1 to 522 code for a protein of 173 amino acids. The transcript is spliced from 5 exons. Gene Ontology annotation, biological process: protein N-linked glycosylation. Gene Ontology annotation, cellular component: Golgi membrane. Gene Ontology annotation, molecular function: glycosyltransferase activity. The record is from RefSeq and is a predicted model, not a curated record. NCBI's taxonomy places the organism in Eukaryota, Fungi, Ascomycota, Eurotiomycetes, Eurotiales, Trichocomaceae.
AUGGGAUUGAGCACGCAUAAAAAACACGGUCAUCGACAAGGGUACUCUCUAUUUAAUAAAAAUGCCAUUCUCCUGUCUAUUAUAUUACAAGAACUGGAAAGGCCGGCGAAUGAGCGACUAUAUUGGCUCGAUAGCGACACAGUACUCAUGAAUCUAAACAUUCCAUUUGAGACUUUCCUUCCGCCGCCGUAUGUCUUGGACAUUGACAUGCUACUGAUAUAUGACUGGAAUAGAAUGAAUAACGGUGCUUUUCUAAUUCACAUUCAUCCUUGGUCAAUUGAGCUGCUCUCGGCCGCCAUUGCCCACCUUAUCAUGAGUCAACUAGACACGAAAUAUUUUGAAUAUCUACAAAUUCACCUAGGUGACCUUCUCGUUUACUUCCUAAGUACGUGUCUUGACAAUGGCAGCAAAACUAUGAGGCCCUUCCUGGAGAUAGCAGAGGCGAGACGGCCUAAUUCGGAGUUGCCUUUGGAGCGUACUGGCUACGCAAAGGUGAUAGAGGCUUUCUGGACGGGUGUUUGA